Suillus bovinus is the source of this 1275-nucleotide messenger RNA. RefSeq lists its product as uncharacterized. The coding region runs from base 1 to 1275 and encodes 424 amino acids. Lineage: Eukaryota; Fungi; Basidiomycota; Agaricomycetes; Boletales; Suillaceae. The record is from RefSeq and is a predicted model, not a curated record. The transcript has 5 exons.
AUGGCAACAAUUCUUGAUGAGUGUUGCAGAGAUCACAAGGCUGUGCAAGCUGCUAAAGUUCGAUGGCUGGAAGAUGGAAAUGCUGUGCUUAGGGAACGGGAAUUGAUCUAUGAAAGCACAACAGAGGGGGAGGACAAACCAGCUGAGAUACCAGUUGCGAGGUCACAAACUCCACCAGUGAUCCAUCCCUCCCAUGAACCAGUGAUUGACGAUGGUCCAAUUGAGCCUGACAUACCUCAAGCUGCAGGUGAAACCAAAUAUGUUACUAUGGAGCCUGAUUCAUAUGGCCUUUUUCGCUCAUAUCCCAAUCACUUUCCCACCUAUAAUCCUGACAAUCUCACCUCGAUCUCACACAUAUCAGAUUUGACUCAUUUUAUCCUUACAGCAGACCAGACAGGUGCUCGACCCUGGUGGUCUGGGUUUGGCUCCUCUGCUACAUCAGUAAAAGAUAACUUCUUUGUACCAUUCCUGAACUCCACCAUCUUUCAUUUGAUGUGCUGGUUUUAUAGCGGGUCAAAUAUGAAAUCACUAGCAGAGCUCGACUAUCUCAUGAACGAGGAGGUCGACCAUCUCGACAACUACCAAGGAGAUCCUACAGAUAUCUGUUCAUCAUUCCUAAGAACGGAUGGAUGGAUAGAGAUGACAGUUACAAUUCAACUACCAGCUGAUGGUGUCCAGCACACAUUGGAAACAUCAGCACCAGAAUUUGAGGUCCCUGGACUAUUCUACCAUCGUCUGCUUGAGGUUAUCAAGUCUGCAUUUUGCGAGGCAUCUGCAGAGCACUUCCAUCUAACCCUGUUCAAAAUGUUCUUCCAACCAUCGCCCAACAAACCUAUGAAGCAUGUAUACUCCGAAAUAUACUCUUUGCAGGCUAUGCUUGAAGCACAUGAGGCCAUCAAAUCACAUCCCCCUGAUCCAAGUUGCAAGCUUGAGACUGUUGUUGCUGCUGUUAUGCUUUGGUCGGACUCAACACAUCUCGCUAGCUUUGGGAGUGCAUCAUUGUGGCCUAUAUACUUGUUCCUCAGGAAUCAAUCCAAGUACAUUCAUGGAAAACCUUCAUCCUUUGCUGCACACCAUCUAGCAUAUAUACCUCAGCUCUCCGAUACCAUUCAGGACUUUUACCGCCAUGUAUUUGGCAAGCCUGCUACAGCAGAGAUGUUGACCUCCUGCCAUCAAGAAUUGAUGCAAGCCAUACGGCUUCUUAUAAUGGACAAUGACUUCAUGCACACCUAUGAAUUUGGUAUUGUCAUCGAGUACCUUAAUGGAAUUAGUUGA